This is a messenger RNA of Ceratosolen solmsi marchali, 1945 nucleotides long. RefSeq names its product tetratricopeptide repeat protein 25-like. The transcript has 5 exons. Lineage: Eukaryota; Metazoa; Arthropoda; Insecta; Hymenoptera; Agaonidae. The record is from RefSeq and is a predicted model, not a curated record. Gene Ontology annotation, molecular function: protein binding. The coding region runs from base 36 to 1871 and encodes 611 amino acids.
GAACGACUCUACGUCGAAAUAAAUCUUUAUAAAAAAUGGCGCAAUUGCUCAAUGAUGAUGAAGAGAAUCAAAUUUUUCACGCUCAAAUACUCUAUCGAGAAUGGGGCAGACGCUUUACCGUUUUACAUAAGUUCCUCAAGGGAAUUGAGUACUACAAGAAGUCUACAGAAUAUGGGGAUCAAAAUUUUAUCAUUACACUUAUGAGGCUUAGCGAGGUUUUAAUGAAGUCUGGUCAGUUUACGGAAGCAUCCACAGUCGCUGAAAAAUGCAGGGAAAUAGAUCCAACAAACGUGGUUGCAAACUAUACAAGGAUGGAGGCGCUGUUUGCUGUCGCGGAAUUCUGUCGCAGUCUCGUUUACGCACAACAAGGGGCGCGGCAGAGGAUGACCUUUCGAUUCGCGGUUUUGUUGGCUAACGAGACGAUCGAGGACUGCGUGGGUGCUAAUGUGUCGUCGACGAUGAUGCGAUAUAUUCAACCUUGGAUAACGAAGCUCAGAGAGCAUAGGGAGGAGGUCCUGGAGCGACUUAAUGACUUGGAGGACGAGCUAGAAGGCAUUGGCGACGAGCACACGAGAUUUAAGAUCUCGGAUUCUCAGGCGAAACUGCAAAAGUACCGUACCGAGCACGAUCAUCUAAUGGCCUUGAUGUACCUCGGUGGCACCUGCCACGACAAGCGCUUCCUCCAGGAGCUGCUUCACCGACCGGCUCUCGCUUCCGCCAACAAAGCCGGCAGUCUCUCGCUCCUCGCCUCCAUUAAUAAAUCCCUGACGAGGUCGCAGAGCCAGCAGGAGGCCCUGAGGACGCGCCGGCCACUGUACGCGGUGAAUGCCAGGACCGAAGCGGCGAAGACGCCCGGGCGCAGGUUCGCCCUAUAUCAAGAGCUCCUGCACCGCAGAUGCCUCGCCAAACAGGACGCCAAUUACCUUUUCAAGCAGCUACAUCUGGCCCGCCUGCGCCGGGAUUAUCCCUUCUUUUUCAAGAUGGUGGACCUGGUUAAGGACAAAUUGGAGUCGUAUGGCCGUCAAUUGCUUCCGGAUAUUUACAAAUUGAUGGACGUGCUCUCUCGUAUGGUGGCGCGCGUGUACAUGGACCCGCGUAAUCUGAAGCGCUUUUGCAACGAGUCCGAGGAGGAGAGGACGGACCGAUUGAGACAGCUCCUCGGCAUCAGAACGGCCCGGAUGCUACGGGACAGUGACCUUGCCUGGAUACCCAGCUACGACGUUAAGAAAGCCCUGAACGUCUGCAACAGGAGGCUCUCCCUAACUAAGCACACCCUCGAGGUACUCUGGAUAUUCCAUGAGCUGUGCAAACUCUUCCUCGAGGUGCGCCGCUACGAUCUUGCGCGAUUCUACGCGAAAAAGACGCGCGAGCUGAGCUUGAACACGGGCUACGAGGAAUGGGCGGUGAACGCGAGCCACGUCCUCAUCCGCGUGGAGCUCGUCCAGAGCAACCGUAACGAGGCGCGGGAGGCGGCAAUGGCGGCUUUGCAGUCCGCGCAGAAUCUCAAUGUCGACUUCCUCGUGGACUUUUACGAGCGCACGAUCGUUCUCAUAAACGGAUUGGACUUUGACCGCUUGAGCGAUAACAACAGCAUAGCCGCCCGUCAGCGUCUCAUACUCCAAAUCAUCCCCACGGACCAGAGGCCCAAAAUGGAUCUGCUAUUGAGGUCCAUGGAUGCCGUGUCAGCGAGCAGACGACUGUCCAUCAUGCCCGGCUGCAAGCCGAGGGAAGCGACCGGGCAAAGCACCAAGAAGACGGUCGCGUCUACCGAGCCCAAGAACUACGAGAAGGAGCUGCGCAAUCAUUUGCUCAAAAAGUUCUCACCCAACACGAAGAUCCUUGGCAGGCCCAAUAUAAACGAAUUCAAUUGAUGUUAAUUUCCUUCCUUCGUCCCUCCCUCCCUUCGAAAAUCCCUCUUAUCCCUCCACCACUACCUCCACUUCCA